Colletotrichum truncatum is the source of this 1095-nucleotide messenger RNA. RefSeq lists its product as uncharacterized. Lineage: Eukaryota; Fungi; Ascomycota; Sordariomycetes; Glomerellales; Glomerellaceae. The record is from RefSeq and is a predicted model, not a curated record.
AUGGCACGAGCAGUAUUCACAGUCGUAUUUCUCUCCAUAUUCUACCUUGCCAAGGUAGCCAUCAGCGACCUCGGGGCCGUUAACGGUCUCAAUGAUGCCCUCGGCCGGCACCUCGAGGCGGAACCGAUCCCCUUCACCUCCGUGAAGCAGCUGGACGCCCUGCUGACGUUGCUCGUGCGCUUCUUCCAGCCCAUCGUCACCGGCAAUGAUCUCCCUCUCACCCUGUUCUGCGUCUUCAUGGGCGGACAGGUCCUCGCGUUGCACAUGCUCAUCUUAAUCGAGGGCAUGCGUUUCGGGAGCCGCGGGAAGAUCAUCUCCUACACAUCUGCAUGGGGCAUUCUCUGGCAACUCAUAACCAUCGGCGCCACUCUCCCGGUGUACUUUCUGGUCUGGCUCUGGACUUCCGGUGUUUCCGGCGCCACUACCCCGGACGCCUAUGCGGCUGCUAUUUCAAUUGACCAAGUCGAGGCCCGGGCCAUCACAGGCGCAUGGACCUUUGGCGUCUUGCUCCCGAGCAUCUUUGCCGGUUUGCCAUCGCCGCGUAUCAUCUCCCAGCAGAUGCAGGAAGUCGCGCUGGCCGUGUGGCAAGGUUUCCCGCUGUGGACUGGGUUAUGGCAGGUGUUCCUAGCUGGACUGGUUAGGUUGCUGGAUCUCAUUCCCGAGGCGAUCCGCGAUAAACCGGAGACCAAGAUUGGUAGGUUUCACAAAAUUUACGCUUACACGCUCACGUUCGUGGCCCUUUCGUACUACGGGACGUUUGGGUACGUGUACUUCAAAGCCGGGGCGUCUCCAGUGGAGUUGUUGAAGGAUAUACUACGGCCAACGUCGCCGUGGGAUAGUACCCCGAUGGCGAGCGUGGAGAAGGGGACUCUGACGUUGUUGCAGUGGGAUCUUUACUGCUCCGUUUCGGCUACCUGGACCUGGAUCGCGUAUGUAGCGUAUGCGAGAGCGGGUUUCGGGCAGGUGAUUGUGGAUCUGGUUAAGGGGGCGCUUUGGAGUGUUGUUGUUGGGCCUGGAGGUGCCGCCUUGGCGGUUAUUUGGGGGAGGGAUGUCGGUGCCAUUCGGGCUGCUGGUGGGAAGGUGAAGUCUGGAUGA